Messenger RNA from Nylanderia fulva, 876 nucleotides. The record is from RefSeq and is a predicted model, not a curated record. Lineage: Eukaryota; Metazoa; Arthropoda; Insecta; Hymenoptera; Formicidae.
AUGAAUGUACAUGAGGAAUAUCAAUACUUAAAUAUUAUAAAGGAUAUACUUGAGACUGGUGCAAAGAAAAGUGAUAGGACAGGUAUUGGGACCCUAUCUAAAUUUGGAACAAUGAUGAAAUAUUCAUUGAAGGAUAAUAAGUUUCCAUUAUUAACCACAAAAAGAGUCUUUUUUAAGGGUGUAGUGGAGGAAUUGCUGUUUUUUGUUAGGGGACAGACUAACAAUUCAAUAUUGAUGAGGAAAGGUGUAAAAAUAUGGGAAAAGAAUGGAUCAAAGGAGUUUUUGGAGACUCUGGGAAUAAAUAGGAGAGAAGGUGAUUUGGGACCUGUUUAUGGAUUUCAAUGGAGACAUUUUGGUGCUAGAUACGGAAGUUGUGAGGAUGAUUAUUCCAAUCAGGGAAUAGAUCAAUUGCAAGAGGUAAUCAACUCGAUUAAAAAUAAUCCAAAUAGUAGGAGACAUGUUGUUGUUGCCUGGAACCCAACAGAUUUACGAGAAAUGGUUCUACCUCCAUGCCAUUGUCUAUUUCAGUUUGAGGUAUCUAAUGGGUAUUUAAAUUGUGCAUUAUAUCAGAGAUCAGGUGAUAUGGGAUUGGGUGUUCCAUUUAAUAUAGCAAGUUAUUCUCUUUUAAUAGUUAUGGUUGCUUAUAUGACAGGAUUACUCCCUGGAGAACUCACUCAUUUCAUUGGAGAAGCGCAUGUAUACCUCAAUCACAUUGAGCAACUAAAAACACAGGUUUUAAGGACACCCAGAUCGUUUCCUAAAUUAUUUGUAGAACCCAAGAGAGAGAUAAAAUGCAUUGAAGAUUUUCAUUUUGAUGAUUUUGAACUUAGGGAUUAUAAUCCACAUGACAUCAUUAAAAUGGAUAUGGCUGUUUAA